This is a messenger RNA of Ectocarpus sp. CCAP 1310/34, 5950 nucleotides long. The record is from the annotation of a GenBank genome assembly. NCBI's taxonomy places the organism in Eukaryota, Phaeophyceae, Ectocarpales, Ectocarpaceae.
UAUAUUCGCGGGCGCUUGUUAACUGGCUCUCCUCGGACCCCCUGCAGCAUCUACCUCUACCCUUAUCCGAGGUACUACGUCUGGACAAGUCUUGUACUGCGUCGGCGGUCGCAGUCGGCAAUCAUCGUUUAUUUUUCCAACUAGGCAGGGGGGGACGACACCCAGGGGGCACCAACUCCAAAGCCACCUCUCUCUAAAUAUAGUGCGAACGCGCAGGGCGUGUGUGUGUCUUUCUUCACACGCCGUCUUGUCUUGGGGAUCAGGCAGGCCGCAUGCUCAAGGCACACAAGAGAAAGACCCGAAGAAUCAGCAGUGGGGGAGGGAGCGCCCGUAGCGUCUCUCCGAGGCCUUCUUUUGGAGCGGAGCCCGGGCGGCGUUCGGCUGCUCCAGGACGACGAAAGUCCAAAACUGCUCCAACGAGCCCUCUCGACGCCCCCGCCCAGACAACACAACAACAAGGGCUGGGGACGGCGCCUCUUCCGAAGCAGGAGCCAGACCGAGAGGGGAAGCAUUACUCAGAACGCACGCUAGCGAGCGGGAGCAACAGCGGAGGCGGCGGCGUCCCGGGCACAGCAGCAGCAGCAGCAGCAGCAGCAGCAGGAAGGCGCGACGGUAACGACAACAGCAGCAGGCACAAGGGAGGCUCGAGCGAGCUGACCAUGGCGAGCGUCUUCACCGAAUGGUUUCAAAAACUCUUCGCUCCCAACGACGAGGGCAAGGGCAAGGGCGGCGGCAGCGCGGGAACGCCGGCCGCUGCGGCGGCCGGCAGGACGGCUGACAGGGCGGCUGAUGCUUCCGGCGCGGCCUCUGCUGCCCGGAAGGUCGGCAACGAAAAGGGUGCUUCGGACGGAGACGAUGUGCGGUCUAACAUAACCUCUGUCGCAACGAGCGACGGCGCGAGACCCUCGUCCCCCUCCUCGGGACAAGCCUCCAGCGCCGCGGCGGCGGCGGCAGCUGCGGCUUCGUCUGCGGCCCAGCGGCAUCUGGGUGCUGGUGCUGCGGGCAUCGCCCCCGCGGAGACAGCGGGAAAGCAACAACACCCCUCUUCAUCCAACGAUGGUGAUGCUGCCCGGCCGUGCGCGCAAUCACCCGCUCCCACCGAAGAGAGCGCUCCUGCAACAAGCACCGCGGCAAAAAGCGCAGACGGCGCCGCCGCCCCUGCCUCCGCGGCCGCAGCAGGGGGAGAGCACCAGCACCAGCACCAGCACCAGCAGCCCGCCCCCAGCCCCCGCUUCCUGGGCAUAUUCUCGCGCGGAAGCAGCAGCGGCUCGGCCGGCAGCAGCAGCGGGAAGGGAAAGGAAGACGGCGGCGAUGGCGGUGGCAAGGCGGGUUCUUCCGCAGGAACCAGCGGUGCCCUUCCGGCGGCAGGGACAACGUCAGCAGCAGCAGCCUCGACGGGGGCGGGGGGAGCACCGGGAGCAGGAGGGACCGUGGUUGACGUCGCGCCGCCGGGCCCCGAUUCCGGCGGCGUCGGCGUCAAGCCCCCCGCCGCACCCGAGGAAGCACCGUCCUUCGGCGGCGGGGAAGGGCCGCUGCAGCAACCACGGCAACCCUUAACGGACAGGGCGUCAGCAGCAGAGGGAGCUGGGCUGGGAACGCAAGCUGUUGGUGCUGCGGCGGCGGGGGCGGAAGCGGCGGCGGGGGCGGCCGGGACUGGGAGGGAGCAAGCGAAGGCGACCGCUCCGCUUAGGCGGGAUGGCAGCGGCGGCGGCGGCGGCGGGGGGGGGAGGGGGGCGGCCAGCAGAUCGACCAGCCCGUCCCGGACGGCGGCGUUGAGCGUGGGCUCGGACGACGGGGAGGAGGAAAACCUGUACACGGCGGGGACCCACCAGGGCGCGCGGCCGUCGAUCGACGACUUCAGCUCGCUGAGGGUGCUCGGGAAGGGCUCUUACGGCAAGGUGGUUUUGGUUAGGCGCAAGAACACCGGGGUGCUGUACGCGAUGAAGAUCCUGAAGAAGGGCGACGUGGUCCGGAAGAGGCAGGUGGAGAGGACGAAGAUCGAGAGGAGGGUGCUGGGCAACGUGGAGCACCCCUUCCUCAUGCGCCUGCACUACGCCUUUCAGACGGACAACAAGCUGUACCUCGUGCUCGACUACUGCUCCGGGGGCGAGCUGUUCUUCCACCUGAGCCGGUACAAGCGGUUCCCGGAGGGAGUGGUGCGGUUUUAUGCGGCAGAAUUAGUCCUGGCGUUGAAGCACCUCCAUGACAACAACAUCAUUUACCGGGACAUCAAACCCGAGAACAUUCUCCUCGACGCGGACGGACACAUCAAGCUUGGAGACUUCGGCCUGGCGAAGGACAACGUGUCGGACUCGACGUUCGGGGCGCAGUCUGUGUGCGGCACGCCGGAGUACAUGGCCCCGGAGGUGAUCAACAAGGCCGGGCACGGCACGGCAGUGGACUGGUGGGGGCUUGGCAUGCUCAUGUACGAGAUGCUGACGGGCCUUCCCCCGUGGUACACGAAGGACAGGCAGAAGCUCUUCGAGCGGCUUAGGGGGGCGCCCCUCGUGAUCCCCAAGAACGUAUCGGCCCCCUCGGCAAGCAUCAUCGGCGGCCUGCUGACGAGAAAUCCGUCCAAGAGGCUGGGCACGCUCGGAGCGCUGCAGGUGAUGAACCACGAAUUCUUCAGGGGCCUCGAUUGGGCCGCCCUGCUGGCCAAGCGCAUACCGGCCCCCCUUAACCCCUGCCGCAACCAGAAACAGGGGUCCGAGUCGACGCACAACUUCGACCCCCAGUUCACCCGUAUGCCCAUCGACACGAUGGCCUUGGGCGGCGGGAUAGUCUCCCCGGGGCCGGACGGGCACUUCGACGGUUUUACUUACGAGGUUCCGGGGGUGAUUCUGGAAGGCGACCGGUGAAAAUUUGCGAAAUACAAAGGGGGGGGGGGGGGGAUGGGGGAAUAUUUGCGUUUGUUUGUUGUCCCUCAUUUUUGAUGGGUGUGCGUGUCUGCGCAUCCAAGAAGGGUGUCUGUUUUCUCCUCGCCGUUGCUCUCUGUCUGGCUCGUGGAAAUAUUACUCCACCAACCGCCGCCGCCACCAUCACGCGGGUGUGUUGAGCGCGUGUCCUGAGAAAACAACAUAAGAGGGAUCGAUAGACCAACCGGAACAAUACAGUUGUUGCUGAAGGGCUGCUGGCUCAACAGUGUCCUUUUUCAGCUGGAUGGUUUCGGCUGGAGUUUUCCUGGGUUGAAUUGCUGUUAGAGACGAUUUUUUUGUUGUGUUUGUUUGCCCGUUCACCCGAAGAGUUUUGUUUUUCACCGCAGAUGGAUGUGGUUUGGGUCGGCGGUGAUCGAUGAUUGUCCCUGAAGCUGAAGAAGAAAGGCUCGUAACAAAUCAUAGGAACCAAUGAACAAAUCCAACUCUUAUUCCAGGAGUGGUUUCCGUGUUCUCUUCAUACAGGCGUGGGUUGGAGGGGGUUGGAUGGGGGGGGGUACGUGCGUAGGUGAACGGGGUUUGCUUGCUUUGUCCGCCGACGCGCUCUGUACGUGUGCGUGUGUGUGGCGUUCAGAGCUGAGGAAGAGGUUUGGUAAGAAGUGAUAGGUGCUUGCCUUUGUGUUGCGACUUGUGUACGACGUGUGUUGGCGCUGUUAUACAGCUAGGGCUUCCUCCCAAGCUGGCAGGCUGUAUUACGUGUGAAAAGCUAUCGUUUGGCGACGGAAAGGCAGCGAGAGGUCGGGAAGGCAUCGGGUGUGGGGGCUUCCACCUGUCUGUCUUGAGGCUAUCCCUGGGGUGCAGCUAUGAAGCGAUGGCCACGCUCUCACCGAACGAAAGGCGGGUCAAAGGAGGGGUCGAGCAGUAGUCUGUUGUGUACUCAUACUUGUUGCUUUUCGAGCAUUUAUCGUCUCAUCUCUGCCGAGGGAUCCAGGAUCUCUCCGAGUUCAAGGAGGGCGACCUGCAACCGUUUUGAUGUUUUUUUUUUGUUCGGGAGGGGUAUUACACAUUUCCUAGAUAUGUAUAUGUCAUAAUCGACGCAUUUCGCUUGCAAUCAAGCAGAGACAGUGUCGGUUGCUUACCAUGGGCCAUCACCAAAGGAGUAAGGGAAAGGCUACUGGCCGACGUUUGGGGGGGUGCAGCAGCAGCAGCAGCAGCGGAGUGAGUGUCGACUGCAUAGCCUGUGCCCGCGUGUGGUUUGUUUUCAUCGUUGUUGGGGAGACCAGAAAAAGGGGACGGUUGAAGCCAUCGAUGUUUAUAGUCGUUCCUCCCUUUUCGUGCUCUAGUCUCUCUUGUCUCUCUUGCUCGCUCGCCGCGGGAAUUUUCCAAGAAAAUUCGCCCGUUCUGCGCGGCGUGAUUCCUAUCUUGGGAGUUCUCUCUCGGCUGUCGGAAAUGAAACUGUUCUUUGCUGAAUUCGAAGAACGUACCCUGAUGAGGCCGGGGAUAGCCAGGGAGGAUUGGGAAAAAGAAGGAGAAGCAGACAAGUCUCGAUCUAGCCCAAGGCGUGCUGUCGAUGGGUGGGCGGACCGGUGUUUGAGUGUGAGGCGUGGCGAACAGAUGGUAUUUGUUGUUGUUGCACAGCGACCGGUUGGUCUCGAAGCGUAUCAGCGCACGCGUUUCCCCGAACGGGCAAUAGCACGUUUAGUGGCGGAUAGGGGCAAGCGACUGCUGCUGCUGCUGCUGCUUCUUCGUGUAAGACGGCAUCGGAAACGUCUCGCUGUGACUACGCCCGUUUUGGACGCAAACGCCAGCUGCGGGCUUGCAGGGAGGGGUGUCCGGUCUUGUCGUCCAAGACGGAGAGAGGUCGUGACUCAUGUGCCGUGCCCGAAGAGGUUACGUGGGACGGAGGGGAGAGAGUACGUGCUGUGUUAUGUGUUGUUGGGGCGGUGGCGGUAGUGCUAUCUUGGGUGAUGGUGGUGGUGGUAAUAGUAGUCGAGGUAGUGGUUGCGUUGCGGCGGUGGCGGCAACGGCUUUGUGCGAUGAUUGGGUUUUGAAGUUGACGGUGUUCUUCCUUCCCUCUCAUCUCGGCCGCCGCGUUGUGGGCAAAGAAAACGAACACGCGCACAUGAUGAUCUCAGUUGUUGCCUGUCUGUGUGUUAUUUUAUUUUUAUUGUUCUGUUUGCAAACCUGGCCUGCUCCCCAGCAGCGAGACAGCAGAGUUGCGCUCGAAGACGCGCCAUCAUUUGCAUUGUUUAUUGUUGGAUGACGUUUCGAGAAUCCGCCACGUCUUAUGUUUCGGGCUGAUGACUUUCUCUCUGAAUUCGUGGGCAAGAUUUUCCACGCACGGAAACGGCAACCGGCGGUUGCGGCGGAAGUACGAAGUACCGAGGUCGUGGGAUGAGCUCGACGUGGUACGAGAACGCGGAGAAGUCAUUCGUUUUAACAUACGUCUACAAGUGUCGUGCCUUUGGGCGAGAAAAUUAGUUGCGCACUGCUUGCUGCCGGACGAUGUCUAACUAGACUCUGCCGCGAUUCUUCGGCUUCUCUUCAUCCUCGGUAGGUCCGCUCGAAUUUAUUGUCCCUGUUCGCUUUUGGGAUUUCUUGCUGCGGGAGGCGUUUUCUGUUUUGUUUUGGUGGAUCUUCUAGCGGUCGCUGUCUGUAGCCCGUCACGCGCAGCAGCAGCAGCAGCAGCAGCAGCAGCAGCAGCACUUGCGUCAGAGCUGGGGCAGCGUCGCGUCUCUAUGCUGGGGUGUUGCUCAGGGCGGCUAUUGUAGUUUUGGCCUGGGGAAGGACUCUCACGUAAGCGGUUGAGGGUGCCGUGUAUGGUGUCGGAUAUUUGUUCUGUCGUGCUGCCCUUCUCUUGGUCUCCGAAACGGGCCAGCUAGCCAGCCAGCGGUCGGCUGUGUCGCGCUCGCUCGAGCUUUAGGAAGCUUGUCGCCGCUGCAGCAGCCCGGCGCCUCGCCAAACGAAGCGUUGAGGGGUGGUUCAUUCCGAGUACUGCUGUACUCACUCGGUGUGACCUCUUCGUUCUUCAUGCAAUAAAAGACCAAAGUUCCAAUUUUUGAGCAAAUUCAUGACCA